AUGAUCAGCUGAUCGAUUCAUAACAAACAUGGCAGCCAUAGGCAGAAGGGUCGUAUCAAAUGUUCAGUUACGGAACCUAUUUGCUCAGUGCUCGAGGACUUUCAAAACUAAUUUAUCUCGUGGUAAUAUCAGUAGUAGUCCAGGAAUAUAUCUAUAUGGCACAGCGGUCGUAACGUCGGCUUAUUUUGGAUGGAAAUGGAUUGGGAAGAAUGCAGUGGUGGAAGCUGCCAAACCGACUCGUCGAAUGACUGAUGAGCAGAGCUUACGCGGUCUUAAACUAAAUCAUCGAGAGCGUCGGUUCAUUAAGUUUGCCUCGGCAGAGUACCAGGGGCAGCUCUACAUGACCCCUCAAGACUUCAUAGAAUCUGUCACUGACUCAGAACCCAGACCACGAUUGAAGCGGAGGAUGCUGUUUGAGAGAGAUCUUGAUCGGUUUGCUCAAGAAACGCCAGUUUUAUCAAAGGGCUCGCCAGACAUGUUCAGAACUAUAUUUGACAGGGGUAUAAUUUCCUACACAGAAUACUUGUUCUUGUUAUCCAUCCUCACUAAUUUUUUGUUGGCAGAGCCUCAAACAGGAUUUCGUAUUGCCUUUAACAUGUUCGACACAGAUGGUAAUGAGCGGGUUGAUAAAGAAGAGUUUCUUGUGUUAAUGGAGAUGAUCACUGCGGGUGUAUUCCGGGCCUAUGCCACUUGGAUAUCUGAUACAUCCCUGGAUGAUUGUACCGACCCCAAGAAGAAGAAGGUUCUUCGAGACACAAGGCAGGUCGUAAGUGAGCAGCUCGUGGGCCGGUCAGCCAACAACGUUCGUGUGGGGCUAGAGAAGAUCUUCAGUACUGCUCGAAGAGACCGUUUAAACCGAGCCCUGGAAGGGGCAGCAAAGUCGAGUGACACAGGGGAAGAUAUUGAAGUGCUGGAGGAUGAGCUACAAAAGAGUCAUGUGGUUGACACUACACUGUUGCUCCACUUCUUUGGACGUAAGGGAAAGCAAGACCUCAAGUUUGAGGAGUUUAAAAUGUUCAUGGAAAACCUUCAGACUGAGGUCCUGGAAAUUGAGUUUAAUGAGUUUUCAAAGGGCCUGCCAGCCAUCACUGAACUAGAUUUUGCUAAAAUCUUGCUUCGUUACACCUAUCUUCAGUCUGACCAAUAUGAAAUGUAUCUCGAGAGAUUACUUGAUCGUAUUCCUGAGGGAAAAGGCAUUACAUUUAGCGAGUUCAAGUCCUUCUGCCAGUUCCUUAACACAUUGGAUGAUUUUGCUAUUGCCAUGCGAAUGUAUACAUUAGCUGACCAACCUAUUUCUCAAGAGGAAUUCCACCGUGCAGUCAAAAUCUGCACCGGUGCAGAGCUGAGCCCGCACAUUGUGGACACAGUUUUCAAGAUUUUUGAUGAUGAUGGAGAUGGCCAGCUGAGUUACAAGGAAUUCAUUGCUAUAAUGCGAGACCGUCUUCAUCGUGGUUUUAAGCACACGUCCCGCAGUGAGGGCUGGGAUGCCUUCAGGCAGUGUGUCAAGAGCGAGAUGAAGGCGGUGGCCUGAAGAGGAGCAGUCUAGCCAAAUUUUGAGCAACAACAAGCAAGAGAAGGUUGGGAGGGUUUUAAGGCGUGUGUGAAGGACGCCAUGAAUUCUGACCAACCUCAGCAGCAAAGUCUAUCUUAAAAGUUUCUGGUGAGCUGUUCUUUAGUGUAUUAGGUAUUAUUUCUGGAGCUUCAUGUGUUGCAGUUGUCUGCCAAAUAUGUUUUACCGAGUGUUACUACAGAAUCUCAUUAUCUAUACAGAAGAACACAAUUGUUAUUGGCUCUAAAACUAACUCUAUUGCUUUUACCUUUCUAAUUUUGUAUCCAGAACAACAUAUACCACAUUAGGAGGGAAUAUGAAAGUUGCAAAUUUAAACAAUCAUAUGAAAGAAGUUACCUUGAUAUUGGGUCUUUACAUGAUAAAAUGGCUGCCUCACUGGUUGACUGGAUAAGCACCUCCAAAGGAUACCUGAUCAACCAGGCUGUGACUCAUACGUCAGGCUGCGAGCAGCCGCGUCUAACAGCCUGGUUGAUCAGUCCAGCAACCAGGAGGCCUGGUCGACGACCGGGCCGCGGGGACACUAAGCCCCGGAAGCACCUCAAAGUAACCUCAAGGUAACUGUACUUAAUACUGUAGUCCUAACCCUUUCACGCUGGCGCUCAUAUUUCAUGGUUAAAAAACCCAUUGAGCCAAGGCUAUCUUGUUAUUUUUCCACAUUUAAUCUUUCUCGGAGAUGUUGGCUAUCAGCUUUCACCCCUAUACAGUAUAUAAUAUAUCGAGCACCAUCUCGUUAAACAUUAUAAACACUUAUGAGUUCACAUUUUUUUUUUUUUAGUUUAGGGGCAUUGUAUCAACCGUUGAAGGUCGGUUAUUAUCAUAUGUUGAACCCUGAGUCAAUGCAGUUAUAAUCAUUAUUGAUUUUUAUCAUACGGUUCUGAGUACAUCUAUAUGGAUGUAAUGGAGUUAACCAGGACCCAUGAAUAAAUUCUUCUGUUUUUAUUAAUUUUUUUACUAAGCAACGAGGUAUAGUGUACAAGUGCAAGACAGGUAAAUAAAUGCACUUGCAAUUAUCAUCAAAUUACAGAUUGGUCUUUCUCAUCAGUUUGGGAACAUUAUCCAAAAAUAUUCAGAUAACAGCAGCAAUAGACUUGCUGUGAGCUAUACCAGGAACAGGUUUGUGUUAUCUAGGUGUGCAUAUUACAUUGUAGACCUAUAUGCACUACCCAGUGACUAUUUUUGUCAAUUAAAUAGAGUUCAACUCAAAAUAUAAACUGUGUAAACUAAUAAGUGAAGCCACGAACAUAAAACCCAUCCAGCUUUAAGGCGAGUCUUGUCACCCCAACAGGACGGGUUUUGGUAAACUGAGCAUCUUGUGUUGAGACCCACAGCUGGCUCCCUUCUAACAUGUGAAACCAAGAGGCUUCGAUAUUUGCAUUACCUUUACUUCUUGCAUUCAACCGUAUGAUUCUUUAGGAGGAAUUUUUUGGUUUUUGUUUAAGCAAGAUGAUAAUUUUGAUGAUCACAACUCUACAAGGGUUUAAAUAUAAUAUGGCUAAUUUAUUGACUGAUAAUUUAAUUAUCAGAUAAGAGAAAUGGAUAAUAACAAGAAAUUUGUUGUUUUAUCUAUUAGUCAGCAAAUGUUUCAAGUGCUGCUUUUGAAGAGAGGAGGAGGGGGGCAAGAUGGCCAAAAAUAGAUAACCGAGAGCCAAUACAUGUAAAAUUACCUUUUAUUCCAAUAGAUAAGCAUAAGCUUUUGGAAAGUAUGUUAACCGUUAAAUUUAUUAACAGUGUAGAGUUGAAAUAUGUAUAGUCAAUAUUUAGUGUUCUACUGUGUUUAUAAUGCAGUUUUACUAUAGUGUUUGAAUGAUUCCAAUUCAUGAUCUUUAAUAGGCCUUGUGACUGAAGUAUUAUGUAAAGCUUCUGGCAAAAUUAGAUAACAUUCUUGUUUUAUCAUCACUUUCUAUAUAUAUUUAUUGAUAAUAUUACAGAAACAGCUUAUGCUGUCUAAUGCACCAUAGUAAACAUCUGAGUUUUGUACAGAAUGUCAGUAUGUUAUUUCAUUUGCCAUACAGUUUGAAUUGGCCACUUAUCAGUCAGUCAUGUUUGUGUGUUUGCUGGGUUUGUUUAUAUUUCUUUUGGUUAUGGUGACAAAUAUAUAAGUUGUGUGUUAAUAGUUAGGAAUAUUUUCUAGUCAUGUGGGAGAGUACUAGUAUAGUAUUUCUUAUACCUAUGACAGGUUUCUCAUACAUUUCUGGUCACUAGUUUUCACAAUACAGUACACUUUUGUGGAAUCUUUGCUGAGAGUUUCCAUAAUGCAGAAUUUUUACUAGAUUAUACUGUAUUUAAAUAUAUUUGUUAAAUUUGUUGCAAAUCAGCAAUGCUGUAAGUCUCUCUACCUGAUAAUUUUCUUGAUCUCCAUUUGUUAAAGAGCAAAACAAAUAUUUUAGUUUUGUUACUCUAUAUUCAUUGAGGAACAAUUAUAAUAAACUUUAUAUUUUAUUGGCACACUGUGUGUCUGUUCAAUCUUUUUGUUUAUGUCCCUUGAUAAAAUCCUGGGUAAAUCUGUAAUACAUUUGAUGUCACUACUUUAUGCCCCUUUGUUAUUGUGUUGGCAUCCCGAGUGAUAUUACGUCCUUUUGAAUAUCCCUGAACCCAGACGGUGCUCCAUAGUCUUCUUGGUUGGUACCUUCUGUUGAUAAUUACUUUUGCUUUGUUUUGUUUAGACAAAGUUUUGAGAACUUUUCUAAAUACUUCAACCACUACUUCUCUUCUGCCACCAACAUACUCUUACCUUCAUAUCUUCUUGCUCUUGAGCAUACCAACACAUUGUAACCUCUACUUUAGGAAUAUGCCUCUUAAUGAGGAGUUGUAAUGUCUCCACACACUUAAUCUUUUUGCUGCAGUAGGAUGGAAUGAUUACUCUCUGCGCUAGAAAUGGAAUUAGUGUGUAUCAUGUUGCCAACAUUAGCAGUUUAAAGAUAGCAUCAAUAUAAACAGUAUUCAGAGGCACCUUUCAUUGUGAAACAUACUCUAAAGCUCUUAACAUUGAUGAUUUUAUGUCAUGUAAAUUGAAAAAGUUUGUUAGGCAAGAAAAUGUAUUUAUCAGUGAAAUCGGAAUGAUAAUGUAACGUGUACAUUUUUUAAUAAAAAGGAAAUGCGUAUAAUAAA
Procambarus clarkii (red swamp crayfish) is the source of this 4678-nucleotide messenger RNA. It is a transcript of the gene MICU3, whose product is annotated as Mitochondrial calcium uptake 3. Gene Ontology annotation, molecular function: calcium ion binding. Lineage: Eukaryota; Metazoa; Arthropoda; Malacostraca; Decapoda; Cambaridae. Gene Ontology annotation, cellular component: uniplex complex. Gene Ontology annotation, biological process: calcium import into the mitochondrion; mitochondrial calcium ion homeostasis. The record is from RefSeq and is a predicted model, not a curated record.